This is a messenger RNA of Xenopus laevis (African clawed frog), 912 nucleotides long. RefSeq names its product serine palmitoyltransferase small subunit A L homeolog (gene sptssa.L). The record is from RefSeq and is marked provisional. Gene Ontology annotation, biological process: sphingolipid metabolic process; ceramide biosynthetic process. Gene Ontology annotation, cellular component: serine palmitoyltransferase complex; endoplasmic reticulum membrane. Gene Ontology annotation, molecular function: serine C-palmitoyltransferase activity. Lineage: Eukaryota; Metazoa; Chordata; Amphibia; Anura; Pipidae.
AGCAGAGGGUGUAAAUUCCGGCUACUGUCACCGCGACCAUCCGCGGCACUGAGCGUGUCCAGCUGGGAUCUACGUUCCUGCUAAUCCCCUGCUGCUGCUGGAGGAGGAUGAAGGUCUCUUGCGAGGAUGUAAACGGUCCCCGAAGCUCCCUGGGCCGGGCCUGGAAUCACGUGUCGUGGCUGUACUAUCAGUACCUUCUGGUGACGGCGCUGUAUAUGCUGGAGCCCUGGGAGAGAACCGUGUUCAAUUCGAUGCUGGUGUCGAUUGUGGGAAUGGCGCUAUACACUGGCUAUAUCUUCAUGCCCCAGCACAUCCUGGCCAUCUUGCACUACUUCGAGAUCGUUCAAUGACCCAGAAUAGCCCUGCUUUACAAGGGAGGGCACGAGCCGCCCCUGUGAUGCUGUAUCUGGCACCAGCGUAUACCUACACAAUGGAAAUAUGGUUGUAGGACAAACGUCCCAAGGUGGGAUGAAUAGUAUCACCCGUGAGCCGCUGGACUCCUUCCAUCCCUCGCAGGAUGAUCAACACACAGCGUCACUCAAACUGGAACUUAACCGUUUUGUUGCCACAAAAGCCUGCAGCUUGGUGUCUGGUAGUCCUUUCUGACAACAAAAGGGUUAAAAAGCAGUAUUUAUAGACAUUUUUUAAAUAUUGCACAGUAAAUGUAUUUUAUGAAGUCAUAACUUGCCUGUCAUUCCUUUAACACCCACCAACGUAUAACUUUUUUAUAUUAUUGUGACGCUUGUAGCAGUGAUAAUCUGCUUUGUACACAAAUGAAUCUGCACUUCUCACUUGUACAGCCGCAGUUCUGACACAAUCGUGCGGAAAAGUUAAAAGAAUACUUUUAGGGGUAUUGUUUGCUCUGGUUUUGUUAACCGAAUUUAACCCAAAUACAGGUUUUCUUAAAAUUCA